GCUAAAUUCGGCGCGUAAGUCGAGAAAGCGCAACCGCGACUACGAUUGUAUGUACUUCGCUGAUUCUGAAAAAAAAAAAAAAUCGAACCGCUAUCGUUGUACGAAAUACGUCACGAUUGUCAGCGACGAUGAUUUACAACAGUUGCUGAAAAAAUGUUGCGGAACGCAUCGCAAUAAUGGCAUUAUAUGUCGCUUCGCCCAAAACGCGACGAUUGACGCCGGUCGCUUGUUAUUGAUUUCCUCGCACAUACCUCUCAUACAUACAUAACUCUCUAACACCCAUAAACAAUAGCGGAAUACCAUGUACCGACACGAUUGAGGAGGUAUCGUCGAUCGGAAAAUUGCCCUUGUUGGCAAUUGGCGAGAUAUGAAAUGGCAGAUACAGAUCCACAGUUCAAACGCCUUUUACUGCCAGCAGAGGAAACUCUGUUUGAGCAAUUGUUGAGAUUUGGCCUCUAUGUUGGCGCAGUAUUCCAAAUUAUAUGCUUAUUGUCUAUAGUGAUAUAUCAGGCAGGUCCAUCCGACGGUGUGGCAGCUUUGAAGGAUGAUCCAAGUGAUGUAGAAUGUUCUGAAAACAGUCCUCAAGUAACACCAAGAAGACCUCACCGACCGCGCAAACAGGAGAAGAAGAAGAGACGUUAAGACAUUCUUUCUGUAUCAGUCAAGUUUUACAUUUUCUAAUUUAUCUAUUUUUACAUUUGUAUACUUACAUUUUAUGAUUAUUUAUACUUACAUUUUAUGAUUAUUUAUACUGACAUUUGAAGGCUUUUUACUUCCAAGAAUACAUAAUUCCUUCCACGUUAUAUAUUCUGAAAUAUAUAUAUAAAGUUAGUGUUGAAAAAAAUAUAAUAUUAAUUUCUUAAAUA
Messenger RNA from Cataglyphis hispanica, 866 nucleotides. Its product is annotated as protein anon-73B1. The record is from RefSeq and is a predicted model, not a curated record. Gene Ontology annotation, cellular component: membrane. The transcript is spliced from 3 exons. Bases 373 to 642 code for a protein of 89 amino acids. Lineage: Eukaryota; Metazoa; Arthropoda; Insecta; Hymenoptera; Formicidae.